AUGGCCUUAGCUACUACACUACUCUUUCGAGGUGAAAACAUCGUUCCAAAAGAAGUUGGACAAAAAUUAAUUAUGGAUAUGAAACAAUGGUGGCGAUUUUCUGAUCUAACACCUACUGGAUUUAAAUGUGGAAUUAAUUAUUGUCGUCCGUAUAUUUUUAAUGAUGAAUCUGAUCUUGCAUUGACUGAUAAACAAGUGUGUGCAUUAAUUAAUGAGACGGCUACAUCCAAAUAUCUUUGCGAGAUGGGUUUGAAUCAAUUAGAUCAAUCUUCCAAAGCACAAGACGAAUCAACAGAACUCAUCGAAGCGCAGAAUUAUUUGCAAGGAUUAAGAGAAGAUUAUCAAAAGCUGGAACAGGAGAUUAUCAAUGACAAUGGCUUGAAUUUGACUACUCCUUUUGUAUAA
Molecule: messenger RNA, 405 nt
Organism: Rotaria sordida
Lineage: Eukaryota; Metazoa; Rotifera; Eurotatoria; Philodinida; Philodinidae
Source: the annotation of a GenBank genome assembly